This is a messenger RNA of Cygnus atratus (black swan), 1068 nucleotides long. It is a transcript of the gene WNT3, whose product is annotated as Wnt family member 3. NCBI's taxonomy places the organism in Eukaryota, Metazoa, Chordata, Aves, Anseriformes, Anatidae. Gene Ontology annotation, cellular component: extracellular region. Gene Ontology annotation, molecular function: frizzled binding; cytokine activity. The record is from RefSeq and is a predicted model, not a curated record. Bases 1 to 1068 code for a protein of 355 amino acids. The transcript has 4 exons. Gene Ontology annotation, biological process: multicellular organism development; cell fate commitment; neuron differentiation.
AUGGAUUACCACCUGCUUGGAUUAAUUUUAUCUUUUCUCUUCAGUGGCACAAAGGUCUUAGCCGGUUACCCAAUUUGGUGGUCCCUCGCAUUAGGCCAGCAGUACAGCUCCCUGGGGUCCCAGCCCAUCCUCUGCGGCUCCAUCCCUGGCCUCGUCCCCAAGCAGCUCCGCUUCUGCCGGAACUACAUAGAAAUCAUGCCCAGCGUGGCCGAGGGGGUGAAGCUGGGCAUCCAGGAGUGCCAACACCAGUUCCGAGGCCGCCGCUGGAACUGCACCACCAUUGAUGACAGCCUGGCAAUCUUUGGGCCCGUCCUGGACAAAGCCACACGAGAGUCUGCCUUUGUCCACGCCAUCGCAUCAGCCGGCGUGGCCUUCGCUGUGACCCGCUCCUGUGCCGAGGGCACGUCCACGAUCUGCGGCUGUGAUUCCCACCACAAAGGGCCUCCGGGAGACGGCUGGAAAUGGGGGGGAUGCAGCGAGGACGCCGACUUUGGUGUGCUGGUAUCCCGGGAAUUCGCAGAUGCUCGAGAGAACCGGCCAGACGCCCGCUCGGCCAUGAACAGACACAAUAACGAGGCCGGAAGGACGACCAUUCUGGACCACAUGCACCUGAAGUGCAAGUGCCACGGUCUCUCGGGAAGCUGCGAGGUCAAGACCUGCUGGUGGGCCCAGCCUGACUUUCGGGCCAUUGGUGACUACCUGAAGGAUAAAUAUGACAGCGCUUCUGAGAUGGUGGUUGAAAAGCACCGGGAAUCUCGGGGAUGGGUAGAAACUCUUAGGGCCAAGUAUGCUCUUUUCAAGCCACCGACAGAGCGGGAUCUGGUCUACUAUGAGAACUCCCCCAAUUUUUGCGAGCCCAACCCAGAGACAGGAUCCUUUGGGACAAGGGACAGAACAUGCAACGUCACCUCACAUGGGAUUGACGGCUGUGACCUGCUGUGCUGCGGUCGUGGCCAUAACACCAGAACUGAGAAACGGAAGGAGAAGUGUCACUGCAUCUUCCACUGGUGCUGCUAUGUGAGUUGCCAGGAGUGCAUACGUGUCUACGACGUCCACACCUGCAAGUAA